UUUCGCGGUGGGGGUCAGGAGCUGAGUGCGGGUCGGAGCGAGGCGCCACGGAACUCAGCCCUCCCCGCAGGAGCCGCCGCCUUCGUGGAUGUUGGGUAUUGAUUGCCCAAAGCCCUGCAAGGGGAGAUGGCCAACGCCACCCUUCGACCCGCGCUUCCCCAAGCAGAACCAGACCCGUAACUGCUACCAGAACUUCCUGGACUACUAUCCCUGCGUCAAGAGGACGAACCGCCGCGGGAAAAGCACACAGCCCUGCGAUGAUUACUUCCGCGUGUUCCGCGCGCUGUGCCCCCUGAGCUGGGUGCAGCGCUGGACCGAGAUCAAGGACGGGACUUUCGCUGGCAAAAUCUAACGGCCGGAGGGCUGCUUCUCCGAGGGAUCAGUAUCAGUGUCAUCACCCCUGAUUCUCUCGUCUUCCGGAGAAUGGGCCCCACCACCCCAAACCCCGCGCCAUCUUUAAGCCGCAAAUAAAGCUAUG
Messenger RNA from Physeter macrocephalus (sperm whale), 478 nucleotides. It is a transcript of the gene COX6B2, whose product is annotated as cytochrome c oxidase subunit 6B2. Bases 89 to 352 code for a protein of 87 amino acids. The transcript has 3 exons. Lineage: Eukaryota; Metazoa; Chordata; Mammalia; Artiodactyla; Physeteridae. Gene Ontology annotation, cellular component: mitochondrion; mitochondrial crista; respiratory chain complex IV. The record is from RefSeq and is a predicted model, not a curated record.